AUGAUGGGUCUAUGCGAUUCAUCGAAAGAAUCAUGCAAUUAUAUUCUAAAGCAAGGCAAUGGCAAUAGUUUAGUGUUAAUUUUGGGUGGUGCGAAAGAAGCACUGGAUGCUCGACCAUCGGAUGAAUACAUUUUGACACUUAAAAAUCGUAAAGGUUUCAUUAAAAUUGCUCUAACCAAUGGUGCAAGUCUUGUACCUGUAUUUUCAUUCGGAGAAAAUGAUCUUUACGCACAAGUAUCUAAUCCACGUGGUUCAAAAAUUCGACAAUUACAAAAUUAUUUACAAAGAAAAAUGGGCUAUUCGUUACCGUUAUUCAAUGGACGUGGUGUGUUUCAAUAUGCAAUUGGAUUUUUACCUAAUCGACGUCCAAUCGAUACGUAUGUUGGUGCACCGAUUGCUUUGCCGAAAUUAGAAGAAGGUAAAAUAACACCUGAGAUUGUCGACCAAUAUCAUAAGCAAUACAUGGAAGCGUUGACACAUCUAUUCGAUACAUACAAGGCGAAGCAUGGUCAAGCUAGUGCAACAAUCAUAUAUGCCGAGGCUGAUUCGAUAUAG
Rotaria sp. Silwood2 is the source of this 555-nucleotide messenger RNA. The record is from the annotation of a GenBank genome assembly. NCBI's taxonomy places the organism in Eukaryota, Metazoa, Rotifera, Eurotatoria, Philodinida, Philodinidae.